GCAGGCUUCUGAUAUCAAGCCCUGAGCUCGCCGCAAAAAAAGGUGAUUUCGUCAACUCCCCACAAAUACUUAGAGAAAUUGAAACUUACCAGUGAAAACUAUCUACAGAGCUGUGAUAGUCGUUACCUACGGGCCGAAACUCGGUAAACGUUUUAUCAGCUUUACCGACUGUCGGGUGACGUCUAAAACUGAGAGUGUUUGAAGUUUCCGUCUUGAAGGGAUACGACGUUAUUGGGUAUUGCGUAAGCUGAUCGGUCAGGCUGGACACUGAUCUUCUGUUGAGACGAGACGUCAGCACCAGCAUCGCACGGCCUUGAGGACUUCGGAGAAUCAUCGAAUAAACGGGUCGGCCGGCGUCGGACGGCGGCCUGAUGCCAUGAGAAGCUGCGAUGACGGCGAGGAAGGUGCACCUCUACUGGGCGGCAGUUCUGAUAUGUUCUGCACAGCUCCGAGCAGCCCCUGCCCCGGGAGGGAGGCCGACGACCGAGCCAGCUGAUCUAGCAUCAGCUCGCGCCUACUUCAGUGAUGGCUCGUCGCUCUGGGUCGGAAGGAGGCACAUGGCCAGAUCGUGGCGGGACAGGACACCGGCGGGGUAUAGGGACCGAGUGAGACAGCCGCCGAGACUGACACAGACACAGCCACCGGGACCUGCGCAGACACAGCCGUCAGUGCUGACACAAACACAGCCUUGGGAACUGACACAGACACAGAGGCUGGAGCUGACACAGCCUCCAAAACCGACACAGACACAGCCUCCCGAACUGACACACCGGACGUCGUUAGUGUCACAAGAAGGCGAGGAUCGUUCAGUGGCCGACGAACACUCGGUUGUGGAUGAUACGACUGAGAGUGAAAUAAAAGCAAAGGCAAAAGCAAUUGUGAGCGGUGUUCGAGUGGAUGAAAAUGAAUGGCGAGCCGGUUACGGUGCGAUGAAAACAUACCAUCAUAAUAAAGAACAUACUACGACGGAGCCUCAGCGACCGUCUGAGAGGGUCACUUAUCGUCCCCCGCCGAAACUGUCUUAUAUACAGCGACGGAGGCCGUUCGGGGCUGCGGCCACGAUUGGGGGAUUCGGGACAAGCACUGCUCGACUUACCCCAAAACCCAGUCAACCGACACUAUCAGCUAUUGGAAGUGCGGCAACAAUCGCGUCCCGACCCUUCACACUCGCAUCUGAGCCAACAGUGGUGACAGAUAAACGGCUAUUUCCUCCCAUGCAACAUUCAAUACAUGAUGCUGGAAACAGACACCCGGCAAUUGAAGUGAGGCCGCCGCAGCACAGUGAUUCGACGGACGCACAGCGACCACCAGGAGGGUCUCGAGAUCACCUACCAGUGGUAAAUGCUGCGGGACUGGUUCCGGGUAGUGUGAUCAACACAAAACUCAGCGGGGGUCUCACCGUACCGGAGAGCGGCCACCAGACCACGCACCAGCGCAGGACCACAGCUAGUCCGGACAAGAUAACCGAGAAUACGCCACCAAAGGGAGCAAGCACGUUCACAACUAGCAUCAUUCGAAGAAGGAAGCCCUAUACGAGACGUCCGGAGACACCAACAACUUCUACUCCAUCCGUUGAAGUUCUGAACUUAUACGAGGUCGGCGUGCUUCCCAACGUCAGCAAAUUCCUGAACCAGUCUCGGAAGAGCGGUGGUCUGUCCCAGGGAAGCCGUGGGCAGGCAGGGCACUGGCACAGCGGUAGCAGUGGAGGCACCAACAAGGUGACGUUUCCGCUUUACGUCCUGCCAGCCCUACCGGGUGCUCCACCGCCCCCAGACUGGCCCACUGUGCGACCCAGUACCGGUUGGUCCUGCUGCAAAGGUCACCCGGGACACGUCACCCCCGUGGACCCUCCUGACCGGCCUGUGUACCCCAGCGUGGGGUCAGGUCACCGACCGAUCCCACCGCCACUGCAGCCGCCUACAAUACCCACCAGACGUCCGCUGGUCCCACCAUCCACCUCUUACGGCCCACCGCCUCUCCCUCCAGUCCCAUCGCGACCCACCCCACCAACAAGGCGUCCGUGCGGCUCCGGACAGUGCGUGUACCGCCCCCCGCGGCCCCCGGCUGGAACCAUAUCUCCUCCGGCGCCACCGCCGACCGCUUCGAGUACCUCCCUCGGCAACGUGGGCGAUGACCUGGUCUGUGUGUACCUCCGUGCCAAUGGUUCGGCGCUGGUGCUGCGUGCAGACCUCGCCACGGGUCGGUACAACAUCAGUGAUGAACACAACCAUCCGCUCGGUGCGGCCGGGUGGUUGGGGUCUGACCAGACGCAGCUGCUCGACCGGCCGGCAUCCAGGAGUAAAUAUGAGAUUGUCUACAUUGAUAAUCUAGGCACUACUGUAAAACAGCUGAUGACGCGUCUACGUAACAGGUCACAGCGCUGGGAGGAGACACAUCGACCGAAAACCAGCAUUGUCUGCAUCGUACAGCGUCCGGAAUCAAAACCAGACGAAGGGUUCAAUUCAACAGUACCACCGAAACCCUCUGAGGAGCCCACAACGCCUAACAUCAGCUCCACGGCCUCCACACCAACCACAGCUACCGCCACCGCAUCCACCCCAACUCCUCGUCCCACCAUCCUUGGAUCGGUGGACACACUCUCAGCCACCAUCGCUUCAGCUGUGGACACCUUGGGUGCCACGGCUGAGGCACAACUGUCCAACACCAUGACGGCUGCUGACCAGACAGCCGUCGUCAUCGGCUCCAACGUCAAAAACUACAUCGGCAACAGCAUCCCCAACAUCGCACUGGCCACCACAGUUGGCAUUCCUGUCUUUGUGGCGAUGCUAGCACUGCUGGGCGCGCCUCCUCUCCUGCUAUCAGCUCUGUCGGUAUCGUCCCCGAUCUUACUUCAAAGUGUAGCUGCCCUCUAUAACAGCCUACCCAACUGAACGAGCGACGGUCUCUUGGGUCCCAAGAGGGGGAAGCUGAGCUGGUGGGCGUGGUAGACGUCCAGCAAAUGCACGUUUGUUUAAACAGGGUUAAAUCACGAGCUGUGGACAUUUCUUAAGGACGGGGGAGCUUGGCGUCCUGAGUGAGUCGAGUAUGUAGAGUAGGUAUAAAUAGUUGAGAUAUUGUUGCGGGGCGUCUUGAGGGCCAGACGACGAUAUUUGCUUUCUUGUGAUCGGUGCUGAAGUAACAGUGACGUGUGAAAUACAGUGAUGGAGGCAUUCCAGAAAUGCAUAUUGUUCAUGUGUAAAAUGGGUAGCAUGGGUAGCGAUGAUGCAAACAGACUACAUAUACAUGUAUGUAUGUAUGUACAUGUAUGUAUGUAUGUACAUGUAUGUAUGUAUGUACAUGUAUGUAUGUAUGUACAUGUAUGUAUGUGUACUGCGAGCAUCGCGCAGUUCGUAUUGGAGUGUGUGACGACGCAAGCGACGAUUUUUUUUGUAUUUUUGUAUUUUAGCUGACAAUUUACCUUUAACAAGUUCGUGAAUUCAUUUGCGGCACUUGUGUAAUGAAACGUGGAUAGCCACUGCUGCCUGUUUCGCACUGCGAAAUAUAUAACACACAUGUGAAUAAA
Messenger RNA from Amphibalanus amphitrite, 3523 nucleotides. RefSeq names its product mucin-5AC-like. The transcript has 2 exons. Gene Ontology annotation, biological process: actin filament polymerization. Gene Ontology annotation, molecular function: actin binding; microtubule binding. Bases 390 to 2891 code for a protein of 833 amino acids. The record is from RefSeq and is a predicted model, not a curated record. Gene Ontology annotation, cellular component: cytoplasm; actin filament. Lineage: Eukaryota; Metazoa; Arthropoda; Thecostraca; Balanomorpha; Balanidae.